Cataglyphis hispanica is the source of this 2993-nucleotide messenger RNA. Its product is annotated as photoreceptor-specific nuclear receptor-like. Gene Ontology annotation, biological process: positive regulation of transcription by RNA polymerase II; anatomical structure development; cell differentiation. The coding region runs from base 474 to 2081 and encodes 535 amino acids. NCBI's taxonomy places the organism in Eukaryota, Metazoa, Arthropoda, Insecta, Hymenoptera, Formicidae. The record is from RefSeq and is a predicted model, not a curated record. The transcript is spliced from 9 exons. Gene Ontology annotation, molecular function: nuclear receptor activity; zinc ion binding; RNA polymerase II cis-regulatory region sequence-specific DNA binding.
UUUGCCGCCGAGAUCCCGGACGAGAUCGGGACGCCGCAGACGUCAUACGCCAAUCUGACAUCGACGAACGAUUGUUACGCGUCGAUAUCGAAGAACGUCAAUCUUGAUAGCGCGCGAACGCGGUAUCAGCUCGAUUUCUCUUAUCAAGUAUUUUCUUCACUUGCACUUAGCGUCGAUCGUAAUCGUGUCGGUCUAGAUCACGCAUUGUGAAUCUUUUCAGACUUCUUCGAAGUUGCCGAGGUGCUUUUCGGGUUGUUAAUAUCGGGUGAUGAUUAUUGCGUCAAAGAACUAUAUGAUCAUAAAUCAAAUAGAAACGAGCGGUAAAAAAAAUUGGUGAUCGAAGAUUAAAGAGGGUGGAAAAGUCAGUGAUUGCUCGGGAAGUGACUUACGUGCCACAGUGCGGGUACGCUAGAACCUGGAAUUAUCCUAGCGCAUUUAAUAUCGGCCUGAUAACGAAUGAUCGAGGAGGCACGAUGAAUGGGACAGCAACAGUCACAGCCUCCGAAGAUCAUCAGCAUCAGCACCAACAAGCGCAGAAUGAAACGACAUCGGAUCAUCCACGGAGUCCUGCCAGUCCACUGAGUAUUAGACACGAUUCCGGCGAGAGCAGUGUCAUUUCGCCAGGCCUGCCUGAACGUUACAGUCCUCUGGGAGCGACGGGAUCCACAUCCAGCCACGAUCCUUACGCUUCCCGGUCGGUCCAGGAAUGUCCGGUGCCCCUCUGCCGAGGAAUGCCGACAGACUUUCCUCUGGCCAGAUCACCGUAUCUGACCGCGCUCGGGAACGGUCACCCGCACUUACUCGGCCAGGUGCAGCAUCAGCAACAGCAGCAGCAGCAGCAGCAAUCGCAGCAACCGCAACAUGGUAGCAAACCGCCACGAAGUCUCGGACUAAUAUGCGUGGUCUGUGGUGACACUAGCUCCGGCAAACAUUACGGAAUACUCGCCUGCAACGGUUGCAGCGGCUUCUUCAAGAGAAGCGUCAGACGAAAGCUGAUUUACAGAUGUCAAGCUGGAACCGGAAGAUGCGUCGUGGACAAGGCGCAUCGAAAUCAGUGUCAAGCGUGCCGUCUGAAGAAAUGUAUGCAAAUGGGAAUGAAUAAAGAUGCUGUCCAAAAUGAACGUCAGCCGAGGAAUACUGCCACCAUUAGACCGGAAGCACUCGUCGAGAUGGACCAAGAACGGGCGCUGCGCGAAGCCGCCGUAGCCGUGGGCGUCUUCGGACCGCCAGUCUCCCUAGCUAUGGCAAGAUACACUACGCCACUACCCCUGCCCACAGUCGCACCGACGACAAACUCUACCAAUAAUACAACAACACCACCUCGACAAGACAAUGAGGAUGGAAACGCAUCCGAGGAUAGUAUAGAUGUAACGAACGAGGAGCCAUUGACGCCUCAACGAAGUGGAUGCGCGCAGCUUCCACCAAUACUCCCGUCAUUAUAUUCGCCCGCGAGUGCCGAAACGGUUUACGAGACCAGCGCGAGGCUGCUCUUUAUGGCCGUCAAAUGGGCGAAGAAUCUUCCCUCUUUCGCUGGUUUGCCAUUCAGAGAUCAGGUAAUAUUACUGGAAGAGGUCUGGUCGGAGUUGUUCCUCCUCAAUGCGGUUCAAUGGUGUCUGCCACUCGAAUCGUCGCCUCUCUUCAGCGCUGCCGAACUGACAGCUCUGACCCUUUCGCCGCAUCCGCAUCCGCACUCGGGACUGCACUUACAAACCACUACGGGAAAACCGAGUCAAGUAACGGCGGAUGUCAGGCACUUGCACGAUACCCUGCAGAGAUAUAAGGCGGUCAUGGUCGAUCCCGCGGAAUUUGCCUGCAUGAAGGCCAUCGUUCUCUUCCGCCCAGAAACCCGCGGCUUAAAGGACUCCAGUCAAAUUGAGAAUCUGCAGGAUCAGGCACAGCUAAUGUUGGGACAUCACGCGCGCGCUCAACAGCCGAAUAGCCCGGCCCGUUUUGGCAGAUUGCUAUUGCUGCUCCCGUUGUUGCGAAUGGUUCCGGCUGCAAGAGUGGAAUUGAUUUAUUUCCAUAGGACUAUCGGCAAUACACCGAUGGAAAAAGUCCUUUGUGACAUGUACAAAAACUAAAAAUCAUCUCGGACAUUAGAAGAUUCCUCGAGAAUUAUAAAUUAUCACUAUGAUGAAAUUGAUAACGCGAAUUACGCAGGACCCAAAAGAUUUGGCGCUACAACGGAAAGCGGAAUCAAACACCGAAGGUGGACAGCAAAGACUGGCAAAUGAGAUUUCCCUAAAAAUGUAAGAAUCAAAGAGCAAAGCGCGCGCGCUUUGUUCCCACACGAUCAGGCCUAAGGACGAAGUCCUAUGUCCCUUCAAGAUGAUCGUAGAUAAGAUAAUAAAUUUGAUUGGCAAGUAUUCCUACCGUACAAACGCGAGGCACAGGAAGAAUGGCAUCGCUAACGAAUAAAACGGCAACUAAAAUCGAACGAGGGGCACUCAAUCGCGGCGUAAAUAUACACACAUAGACACAUACAUAUAAUAUAUGUAUUUAUUUAUUAUAGACAUAUAUAUAUAUAUAUCGGGCGUUAGGUCCGGCACGUUGAUAGAGCAUUUUUUUUUUUUUUGUUUCUCAUAAGAGAUCGAUCGAUUAAUUCGAAAAACAAAGAUAUUUUGUUCUUAUAUUUUCCUUCUCUUUUAUACCUUGACUUACAUUCAUCGUGACAUUACCGAAUUAGAGAGGAAAGUGACGGGAGCGAUAAAUACAUGUAACUUUGUGAUCUGUAAUUUCGUAAAUUAUUAUUAAAAAUAUGUGAUGCAGGAUUCAAUUAUUUGAUGGAAUAUAUGUUUGUAAAGUUGCAGUGAAAUUGUUUGAAAAAUUAACGCAAUUAAAAUUAUUCUUUUCUCUUUUUACACGUGAACAAAUUUAUGUAUCAGAGAUAUGAUUAAUAAACCAUGGCGAGAGAGAGAGAAAGAUAUAUAUAUAUAUAUAUAUAUAUAUAUAUAUAUAUAUAUAUAUACAUAUACACACACACACACACACAC